Orussus abietinus is the source of this 1134-nucleotide messenger RNA. RefSeq names its product 28S ribosomal protein S18b, mitochondrial (gene mRpS18B). Gene Ontology annotation, cellular component: mitochondrion; ribosome. The record is from RefSeq and is a predicted model, not a curated record. Gene Ontology annotation, biological process: mitochondrial translation. The transcript is spliced from 5 exons. NCBI's taxonomy places the organism in Eukaryota, Metazoa, Arthropoda, Insecta, Hymenoptera, Orussidae. Bases 493 to 1107 code for a protein of 204 amino acids. Gene Ontology annotation, molecular function: structural constituent of ribosome.
UUUUCUAUGCAAAAUGGUUUUACAGGCAUGAAUUGGGACAUUAGGAAACGAAUUCGCUAUUAUUUUCAUGUUUCCUGUACUCGCAUGACAAUUUCGUAAACCGUUAAUACCUUCAUUAAUGCGAUUACAUUUUUUCGGAAGAUAAUAAAUUUUACAUAUUGAAAUAACAAGCAAUAUGUUUAUUGCAUGAAGAAUUGAUGCAAUGAAAUUAUAUUACAAUUCGUAUCAUUUCUUUGCGUCAAUUGGCACCGACGAAGGGAUCAUUAAAAUACACGUUCGACUCUGAAUUGACGCCGGUGGAGUUACGCAUUCAAUUUAAGGUUAGAGAGGUUAGGGGUUCUCAUCCACUGUCGAACGUACGAUAAAAUACACGUGUGAGCGUUGCUAGGGUUGAGUAGAAUUCACUGCUGCAGAUUCACAAGUAAUACUGUUAACCCCGAGUCAAAACAUUUGAUUCUGUCUUUAAUCGCGUGUAUAGUGCGUAUUAAAGCAAUGUCAAUCGUUUCGCUCGGACUGCACAGAACAGUAGGGUCUUUGUGGACUGGUCUGAUAAAUAAGGGCUUUACAUUAAGGAAUUUAUCAGUAACCAAUUCUUUUCGAUCAGCUGAGGCUGUGGGUCAGAUUGCGGAAGAGGGUGAUGGGACAUCGCAAAGGGAAAUUGAUCCCAGUAAAGACAGAACUAGAAUUAUACCUGUAGAAACUAGCAUUAGAUACCUUGAGAGCAAAGCUUAUAAGGAAACUUACGGAUCGAAUCCUGUGUGGAAGCUAUACAGAAGAAAUCACAAGGGCCAGAUUCCACCACAAAAGACACGGAAACUAUGUAUUAGGAACGGAGUGAUCUCCACUGGUAGUCCUUGUCCAAUUUGCAGAGACGAGUAUUUAAUACUCGAUUACAGGAACGUGAAGUUGUUGAAGCAGUUCAUCUCUGAAUAUAAUGGAGAAAUUCUGAGUUAUCAGAAAACGGGAAUUUGUCAACGCAAAUAUCGAGAGCUCCUUGUUGCAAUUUAUAAGGCCAAAGAUUUUGGCACUAUAACUUUCGACGUUCCACUAAGAUAUUAUGAUUAUUCGGAAUGGUACAAACCUGACUGCGAAGAUCACCAGUGUUAAUACUUAUAAUGUAAAAAUUACCACCGU